GCAGCUGAUCAUAGAAAGCACUGAAGAGAGACAGAUCGAGGGGGAGAGAGAGAUGGGAAGUAAUGGGUAUUUUCCAUUGUUUGAGACAAGGAGAGCUAAAGGCAGAGUCAUAUACAGGCUUUUUGCAGUGUCUGUGUUUGUGGGCAUAUGUUUGAUUUGGGUUUACAGAGUGAGUCAUAUACCAAGAAAUGGUGAAGAUGGCAGAUGGGGUUGGAUUGGAUUGCUUGGAGCUGAGCUCUGGUUCGGUUUUUACUGGGUUCUCACUCAAGCCCACCGCUGGAACCGUGUCUACAGACACACCUUCAAGGACAGGCUUUUUCAGAGAUACGGAAAAGACAUGCCGGGGGUAGACAUAUUCGUGUGCACGGCGGACCCCGUUUUGGAGCCACCAUUGAUGGUGGUCAACACAGUUUUAUCGGUAAUGGCAUAUGAUUAUCCAUCGGAGAAACUGAGUGUGUAUCUUUCAGAUGAUGGUGGGUCAGAUAUCACCUAUUAUGCUCUCCUAGAAGCCUCUCUGUUUGCCAAGCAUUGGCUACCAUUCUGCAAGAACUUCAAAGUGGAGCCAAGGUCACCAGCUGCUUAUUUUAUGUCAAGGGAUGCCCCACGCGAUGCUAAUCAAGCUAAAGAGUUGGCCAUCAUCAAGAAAUUAUAUGGAGAAAUGGAGAGCCGAAUCGAAAAUGCAGCAAAGAUAGGUCGAAUCCCUGAAGAAGUUCGCUUAAAACACAAACAAUUCUCUCAGUGGGAUUCAUAUUCUUCUCGACGUGACCAUGACACAAUUCUUCAGAUAUUAAUUGAUGGGAGAGAUCCCAAUGCCACAGAUAAAUAUGGGUUUGUGUUGCCAACUCUGGUAUAUUUGGCUCGGGAGAAGAGACCCCAGCAUCACCACAACUUCAAAGCUGGAGCUAUGAAUGCAUUGAUAAGAGUGUCAUCAAAGAUUAGCAAUGGGCCGAUCAUUCUUAAUGUGGACUGUGAUAUGUACUCAAACAAUUCACUUUCUGUGAGAGAUGCACUUUGCUUUUUCAUGGAUGAAGAGAAGGGCAAUGAGAUUGCUUUCGUGCAGUUUCCACAGAAUUAUGAGAACAUUACAAAGAAUGAAAUAUACAGUGCUUCAAUGAGGGUGAUUGGUGAGGUGGAAUUCCAUGGUUUGGAUGGUUAUGGAGGCCCUCUAUAUAUUGGUACUGGAUGCUUUCACAGAAGAGACACUCUAUGUGGUACGAAGUUCAAUGAGGGAUAUAAGGGUGAUUGGAGCACUAGCGCAAAUGAUAGAAGAAGGGAAGAGAGUGUACAUGAAUUAGAAGAGAAAUUAAAGGGUCUUGCAAGCUGUACCUAUGACAAAAACACUCAAUGGGGAAAAGAGAUGGGUUUGUUAUAUGGGUGUCCGGUUGAAGAUGUCAUAACGGGUUUAUCAAUCCAAUGCCGGGGAUGGAAAUCAGUCUACUUCAAUCCAUCAAGGAAAGCUUUCUUAGGUGUAGUUCCAGUAACACUCCCUGAGGUACUUGUGCAGCAUAAGAGAUGGUCCGAAGGUGAUCUGCAGAUUUUGUUAUCCAAGUAUAGUCCUGCAUGGUUUGCACAUGGAAAGAUUAGCUUAGGCCUUAGACUGGGAUAUUGCGUCUAUUGCCUUUGGGCUCCUAAUUCUUUGGCGGUACUAUACUACUCUGUCAUCCCUUCACUUUAUCUCCUAAAAGGCAUUUCCUUGUUUCCACAGAUCUCGAGCCUAUGGUUCCUACCAUUUGCAUAUGUGAUAAUUGUCAAGCACAUUUAUGGCUUUGCCGAGUUCCUAUGGUCUGGUGGCACGAUUCAAGGUUGGUGGAAUGACCAGAGGAUGUGGCUCUACAAGAGAACAAGUUCCUAUCUAUUUGCUGUGAUCGAUACCAUCUUAAAGUUACUGGGUUUUACUGAUUCAGCAUUCAUAAUCUCAGCCAAGGUUGCUGACCAAGAAGGUUCCCAAAGAUAUGAGAAAGAUAUAAUGGAGUUUGGAAUCUCCUCUCCAAUGCUCACCAUAUUAUCAACACUUGCAUUGCUCAACUUAUUUUGCCUUGUUGGGGUGGUGAAAGAAGCAUUCAUGGGUAAGGGUCUCAUGACUCUGCAAUUUGUUCUGUGUGGGCUUCUGGUUCUCAUCAACUUGCCUUUGUAUCAGGCCCUUUUCCUGAGGAAGGACAAGGGCAAGAUACCAAGCUCCCUAGCAGUCAAAUCAUUUGCAUUUGCCCUACUUGCUUGUAUCAGUUUUACAUUAUUGUAAUAUUCAUUUUUAAUUUUUAUUCUAGAUUCACAAAGUUAAAAGGUUAUUUGGUCUAAAAUAAUUGUUUUAGGAGUUAUUUGUCACGUGGGAGUCACAUAAAAUGUAAAUGAGUGAAUCAAAUAUUGGAAGACUGGAAGCAUCUAUUGUAGCUUAUAAAUACCCAUGUAAUUUAGUCAGUGUUCUCAAGUGAGUGGAAUAAGAUAUGGAGGAAGAAGAAAGUGCAGAGGAGAGUGUUGGGGAGAUACAGAGAAGAUGAAUGUGCAGAGAUACAUUGGAAGGAGACGUUGGGCAUAGUAUUUGAAAUAUGAAGAGUUGUACAAUCAAGUCUUGAGCAGUAAUAACGCCUAUCCUUGCUGAUAUCGAAUGUCUAGUAUGUUGUUUCAGAUUGUAAACUUUUGGAGCCUUUUGGUUGAGCUCGAAUCAACCAAAUCUCUAUCUUUCAAUAACAGUUCAUAAACCCAUUUGUUCUUAA
Molecule: messenger RNA, 2711 nt
Organism: Alnus glutinosa
Lineage: Eukaryota; Viridiplantae; Streptophyta; Magnoliopsida; Fagales; Betulaceae
Product: cellulose synthase-like protein E1
Exons: 8
Coding region: 53-2239 (728 amino acids)
Biological process (GO): cellulose biosynthetic process; plant-type primary cell wall biogenesis
Cellular component (GO): trans-Golgi network; plasma membrane
Molecular function (GO): cellulose synthase (UDP-forming) activity; mannan synthase activity
Source: RefSeq, a predicted model, not a curated record